UUAAGAGAUGUAGAGGCACAUUUUUAAAAGGUCAUUUUCAAGCGUAUUUGAACAGAAGCUUUGCACAUCUCUCUGAAGAAUCAACCAUCUACUAAGUCACAACAGCUCUAGAGAUUUAAAUAAAACUCAUUUGACAUUAACACAAAAUGCAGAAGUGAGAGAGAGCUGAGGCAGACCUCAGACUCCACUUCAACAUCUAGCAUCUCACUUCCAGGUAGCAGCUCUUGUCAGGGAGGCUGGGUUCGACUGCUCGUCUCAGCUGUGUGUGCCCCCCCUCUGCUCAAGGUAGACUGAAGCGUAGAGGAGAGAGAAUAUAAUGUGUCAGGAUUUUGUUACCAGGAAGUGGGUCGAGUUAUUUAUAUUUCAACACUCGUCCUCUCGUACCCGAGGGAGAACCAGUGGUAGUAACCUGAAACUAUAUCAUCAAGCAUUGUCAGGAUCUGGAUGUAUCGAACUGAGAGAAAACAACUGACUCUACGUUUAGUUACACGACGAGGACCUGCAGAAAAUAUCUGCAAAUGUAGAUAAUGUAAAGGCUGUGAAGAAGGGUAAAGUGACCCUGUGAAGGAUUCAACACAGGUAUUGGGAUGAAGCUCCAUGAAAAGAUUUUGACCCAUUACCUAUCGUGCACUUCUCCAGUAGAUAAACAGGGAUAUCUCUUCAAAAAGAAAGAGCGAAAUGCCACCUACCAUCGGAGGUGGUUCGUCCUGAAGGCAAACCUGCUUUUCUACCAGGAGCGCCCGGCCGACCGACACCUGCUGGGUGUCAUCGUGCUGGAGGGGUGUGCGGUAAGACACUCGGAGUCUGACGGACAGUUUGCCUUUUCCCUGGUGUUUGAGGGGCCUGGACUCAAAACCUACAGAUUUGCAGCAGCGGAUCGUCUGAGUCAGGAGAGCUGGGUGAAAGCUUUGCUGUCAGCCAGUCACUGUUACCUCUCCCUGCUGGUGAGAGACUUAGGGAGGCAGUAUGAAGAGGCUAAACAGCAACAAGGCUCUGAUGGAUCCCAUCACAGCUCCUCUGUCAGUGCCCUCAAACAGUCCACAACCAGCUUCUUCUUCCCUGUGCAGGGGCCAGCAGCAGUGGUGAGGGAGGGCAGGAGCCUCAGUGCCGGCACAGUUUUACAAGCACCUUCAAUACCCACUCGAGUGGUGGCUAAAAAAUCCCCUAAACUGUGGCCCAGGAGAAACGCUCAUGUCACACCACUCAACGGACCGGCGCCUUUAUAUGGCGAAUGGCCUUUGGUGGGUUUCAAUCCACUUGAGGAUUUCAGCAAACUUCAUGAUUAUUACGGCCAGGAAGUGAAGAAAGCCAGAGAGGACUGGCUGAGGAGUCGACAGGCGGCAGAGGAGAAGCACAGUGAUGGAGAUCUCAUCAACCUGGAGUGAAAAAAAAGACAGUUGAGAAACUAAGUAAGAGGAACUGAGACGGAGGUGAUUCAUGUGUGUCAAAGAGGAACUGAACCCAAAGUGUUUUGAGUUAACCUGUAUUUACAAACUGGAGAAUUUGCGGCUCAGACACCUGUAAAUGUGCUAAAAGUACUUCUGCUUCACAUGAUUAGCAUCAGCUAUUUCUACGUAUGAAUCAUGUGACAGGAAGCCGUAACGUUCCUGAUUCGCCCUGAGCCAAGACUGUGUCCACGGCGACGCAACAAGGACCAAACAGAACCUGCUGGUGUGCAGAUUGGCUCCUUCUCACAGCAUGCUGACUUAUCAUAGUAUAAAAAACACAGGUGAUACUCAUAACAUUGACAAUCACUCUGUUCUACUCAAGUGUCCUGGAAAGACACGGCAGUGACAGCAUGCAGCAGGACCAGGAUCCUGAAACUGGAACAGCUUAAAGGAAAUCAGUCUUCAUUCAUUUCACCUGUGCUUUUCAAGUGCAUACAAACAUUUCGCUGAGCAAUGAGACAUCCACAUGUGGUGCAAUUAGUUUCAUCCCUGGUGUAAAAAGGCUUUAUUAAGCAAAGAGUAUUAUAUAUUUUCAUUGCAUGAAAAAAUAAAAUCGGUCUGUUGACUCAAA
Messenger RNA from Lates calcarifer (barramundi perch), 2019 nucleotides. It is a transcript of the gene pheta2, whose product is annotated as PH domain containing endocytic trafficking adaptor 2. NCBI's taxonomy places the organism in Eukaryota, Metazoa, Chordata, Actinopteri, Centropomidae. Gene Ontology annotation, cellular component: trans-Golgi network; recycling endosome; early endosome. Gene Ontology annotation, biological process: retrograde transport, endosome to Golgi; receptor recycling; endosome organization. The record is from RefSeq and is a predicted model, not a curated record. Bases 588 to 1385 code for a protein of 265 amino acids. The transcript has 4 exons.